Molecule: messenger RNA, 1565 nt
Organism: Rotaria sp. Silwood1
Lineage: Eukaryota; Metazoa; Rotifera; Eurotatoria; Philodinida; Philodinidae
Source: the annotation of a GenBank genome assembly
AUGGCUAGAAGAAUUAGAGAAAGAAGAACUGAUGAUGAUUUUCGCUUGUUAGACAAUAGAAGACGAGCAAAUUCUCAUAAAAUUGAACGACGAAAUAAUGAAUUCAAAACAGAAGAAAAUAAAAGAAGAGCCGAAGCUCAUAAAAUUGAACGACAAGAUGAUGAAUUUAAAACAGAAGAUAAUAAAAGAAGAGCCGAAGCUCUGAAAAUUGCACGACAAGAUGAUGAAUUCAAAGAAGAAGAGAGAAGAAGAAAUGCAUUAAGAAUACACAAUAAUAGAAAUAAAUACAAAAGUAAUUUUGAUGGCAUGAAAUCAAAUUAUGAAUCAAAAAUAAAAGAAGGACCUACUCAUAUUUGUAGCUGUUGUGGUGGUUUAUGGUUUGAGUAUUCAAUCAGAGAAUUUACAGUUGAGAUGUUAACAAACAAAGGAUUAAAAAAAGAAUUUAUCGAUACAGUUUGUUAUCUCAAAAAUACAAUCAUUAAAUUAUGUGUCACUUGCAGAAAGGACAUCAUGUCGAAUAAGGUACCUAAUCUCAGUCUGUCUAAUGGUUUAGCAUUCUAUGAAGUACCGGAUUGCUUGAAAGCCUUGACUGAAUUAGAAGAAAGAUUAAUAUCGCCAAGAAUUCCUUUUAUGGUUAUUCGAAGUUUAGGUUCUUGUAAACAAUUCGGUCUCAAGGGUAACCUUGUAAAUGUUCCCAUGAAUGUUGAUACAAAUGUUUCAGUAUUGCCCAGAAGUUUUAGUGAUACUCACACGAUUCAAUUGAAACUCAUGAGACAAAUGAAAAAUAAAAAUGCUUUUAUGUAUGAAACAAUUCGACCAAAAGUUGUGCAUACUGCUGUAAAAUAUUUGGUUGAGCAAGAGCUGUAUAAAGAUGAAGGAAUUGUGAUAUCUCAUGAUUGGCUGAAAGAAUAUUCUAACGAGAGAGAGAAUUUUAUCAUCGAAGAUGGAGAUAAGAAACUGGAUGAAAAUCAAAACAUCAGUAAAGAUUUUGAUGACGAGGACAAAUGGAAUGAAUGUGACGAUGAACCAGUCAAUCCAAGUGCUACUGAAACAUUAUUAAAUGACGAGAUUGUUGAUCAAAAUGAUAUUGGUAUCAAAUUUGCUCCAGGAGAGAAUAACAGACCGAUAUCUAUUUUAAUGGAUUUGAAAGUCGAUGAAUUAACAUUUCCGAAAAUUUAUUGUGGCAAGCAAAGAAAAAUCAAAGCGAAUGUUAAAUUAACUUAUGCUAAGAUUGCCAAGUCAAAAUUAAGAAUAAAUGAUCCUGUAACAUGCGUUCGUUAUUUUGAACAUAGAUUAAAAUGUUUAUGGGAGAUAUUAUCGGCACCUUGUGGACCAUUUCAAGGCUAUGAAUUAGAAGAUAAAUAUGUCAGAGUUGAAUUCCAAGUCCGUGGUUCGCCACAUAUUCAUGCUUUACUAUGGUUAAAAAAUGCUCCAAAAUAUGAUAAAAAUAAACCUGAAUCAAUUGAAAGAUGUACAGAAUUUAUUGAUAAGCUGAUUUCAGUUAAUUGUAAGCCAACGGAAUUUUCUGAAUGCCUUAUAUGUUUGCAACGUCAUAAGCACUCACA